AUGUCCAAUCAUCAAGGCAAAACCGUCCUGGUGACAGGAGCGGGUGGCGGUCUUGGGCGUGUCAUUGCCGAGAAAUUCGUGGAUUUGGGAGCCAAUGUCGUGGUGUGCGACAUCAACAAAGAACUCCUCGCGGAUUGGAAGGCAAAGGUGGAGUCUGGCAACUCGGAGCGUGUGCUCUCGCUGGAAACGGACAUCACGUCGGAGACUGCUCUUGAUGAUCUCUUUGAGCAGGCGGAGAAGAGGUUUGGGCAUUUUGACUACAUUGUCAACAGCGCCGGAUUCGAUCCAGCCGGCACCAUGGAUAGAGCAACCUGGGAUCGUUGUAUCGCAAUCAACUUGACCGCCCCAAUGUCCAUCACCAAGCGUGGAGUAAAUUCCAUGCUGAAAGCGCAGGUCAAAGGGUCGAUAGUGAACAUAGCUUCCGUGGCCUCUUUCAGAGGGUUUGCAAAUGGCGCUGCGUAUACUGCUUCGAAAGCCGGAUUGAUCGGUUUGACUAAGAAUACUGCGGUGUUCUAUCGUCUCAAAGGCAUU
This is a messenger RNA of Pseudocercospora fijiensis CIRAD86, 531 nucleotides long. RefSeq lists its product as uncharacterized. The record is from RefSeq and is a predicted model, not a curated record. The transcript is spliced from 4 exons. The annotation marks the transcript as partial. Lineage: Eukaryota; Fungi; Ascomycota; Dothideomycetes; Mycosphaerellales; Mycosphaerellaceae. Gene Ontology annotation, molecular function: oxidoreductase activity, acting on the CH-OH group of donors, NAD or NADP as acceptor.